Molecule: messenger RNA, 1793 nt
Organism: Lolium rigidum
Lineage: Eukaryota; Viridiplantae; Streptophyta; Magnoliopsida; Poales; Poaceae
Exons: 1
Coding region: 132-1439 (435 amino acids)
Source: RefSeq, a predicted model, not a curated record
UUCUCCCGUUAACCCAUCCGAGUAUUCCCUCCUUCACUUCUGGAGCCCGAGCCCUGUCGUGGCAUGAUCAUGAUCUGAGUCGUCGCCCCUGGAGCCCGAGCUGACGGUGACCGCACCGGUGAUCGGGGUUAAUGGCGGGUGGUGCUAGAUGCAGCUCCCUGCUGCGCGGGUUCCUCUCCCUCUUCUUCCUCAUGUUCCUCCACGUUGGCCAAUCCGGAUGCUGCUUCUCCCCUGGCUCUGCCUCCCAGCAGUACGAGGAAGACGAUGGCGUCGUCGUCGGCAGCAGCAAGAGGAGGAAGAUAUCGCCGCUCGCCUUCUCCCCGGCCGUGUCGUCCUCCACCGUUGCUGAAGAGAGGGCCAGGGCCAGGCGCAGUAGGCACGUGUCGUCUCUCGCCACCAGCCUCCGCUGCUACAUCCACCGCAUCUUCUCCUCCUCCUCAGGAGCCAAGAAUGCUGUUCCAGAGGAAGACGAGGCCGUCACGACCACCGUGUCAUCGUCGCCGCUUGCGCACUCAUCUGUGACGCAGCGUCAGGCUUCGUCCGUGCUGCUGUCUGCGCCGUCGUCUCCGUGCGCGUCGCCGUUCCUGUCCCCGAUGUCGCCGCAGUCCCUCGGCGUCACGCCCGUGCCGUGCUCGCCGCAGGCGGCCACCAGGCGGCUGUCCAGGUCGUUCGCCGCUCGGGGCGACCUGUUCCCGUGCAAGACGUGCGGCGAGGUGCUGGGCAAGCCGCAGCAGCUGGAGCUCCACCAGGCGAUGAAGCACUCCCUCUCGGAGCUCUCCCACGUCGACUCCAGCACCAACAUCAUCCGCAUGAUCUUCCUCGCCGGCUGGCGGCAGCAGCAGUUCUCCGGCGCUGAUGUCGAUGGCGAGCCACCAGUCGUCAGGCGCAUCCUAAGGAUCCACCACAACCCCCGCGCGCUCGCCCGCUUCGAGGAGUACCGUGACCUCGUCCGGGCCCGCGCCGCACGCCGCGCAACGGCUGGUGGGGUGGAGGAGGAGCGGUGCGUCGCGGACGGCAACGAGCGGCUGCGGUUCCACUGCGCGACCACGCUCUGCUCCCUGGGCGGCGGCGGCGUGUGCGGGAGCCCAUACUGCUGCGCCUGCACCAUCCUUCGCCACGGGUUCGCCGGGAAGCAGGCGGACGUGGACGGCAUCGCGACAUACUCCUCCGCGCGGGCCGCGCACGCCUCGCUGCCCGAGGACGUGGAGCGCGAGUUCGCGUUCCUGCAGGUGCGCCGCGCCAUGCUCGUGUGCCGCGUCGUGGCAGGACGCGUCGUCCGUGGCGGCGGCGCCGCGGGAGACGGCGACAAGGUGGGAUACGACUCCAUGGUGCCCGUGUCGCCGGCCGCCGGGGGGCGGCGGGGAGAGGACGACGCCGAGCUGCUGGUGUUCAACCCCCGGGCCGUGCUCCCGUGCUUCGUCAUCAUGUACAGCAGCUAGCCGUAGGUGGCGCCGGCAUGGCACGUGCAUGGUAGUGUAUAGACGUUUCCCCGUUUUGCUUGUUCCAUGCCUCUCCUUCGUUAGGUAGGUGUCUGUGGUCACUCGCCGUCACCACUCAGUCGGUUACUAGAUCACGGCGGCGAUCUCAGCUUUUGGCCGGAUUGAGCAAUCAGCAGUCAGCACUCGGUGGCAGUGUGGCGUCGCUGGAUUGGAUCGAGUGCUUGGGCAGUGAUGCUGCUAAGCCAUAUGCCAUAGCUACAAAGGUUGUGAAAUGUGGUUGGCAUGGUUUUGUAGCUGUUACAGUUGCUCAUGUCUCAAGUGUCAGCUGAACUGAAUGGUGCAUGUUCUUCUUUA